Messenger RNA from Ceratina calcarata, 2206 nucleotides. Its product is annotated as band 4.1-like protein 4. Lineage: Eukaryota; Metazoa; Arthropoda; Insecta; Hymenoptera; Apidae. Gene Ontology annotation, biological process: actomyosin structure organization. The annotation marks the transcript as partial. The transcript is spliced from 14 exons. Gene Ontology annotation, cellular component: cytoskeleton. The record is from RefSeq and is a predicted model, not a curated record.
AGUUCGAAUCUUGGCCAAGAAUUACUGGACAGAGUGUUCAGACAUUUGAAUUUAUUGGAGACUGCCUACUUCGGGUUGCGUUACUUGGACCACGGCAAUCAAACGCAAUGGCUGGACCCGAGCAAGAAGAUUGGCAAACAGCUAAAAGUCCAAAAAGGUGAUCCUAGCUCGGACGUCCAUACCCUCUACUUCGGCGUGAAGUUCUACGCAGCGGACCCGUGCAAGCUCAUCGAAGAGAUCACGAGGUAUCAGUUCUUUCUGCAAGUGAAGCAGGACAUUCUGCAAGGAAGACUACCAGUUUCGUUCGACUUGGCUGCAGAAUUGGGAGCCUACGUCGUACAAUCGGAACUCGGGGAUUACGACCCAAGACGACAUUCCAUGGGUUACGUUACCGAAUUUCGGUUCUUAGCCAAUCAGACUACCGAACUGGAGAACCGUAUAGUGGAACUUCACAAAACUCUCGUAGGACAAUUACCAUCCGCCGCGGAGCUCAAUUACUUGGACAAGGUGAAAUGGUUGGAAAUGUAUGGCGUCGAUUUGCAUCCCGUGCUGGGCGAGGAUAGUGUGGAAUAUUUUCUGGGUCUGACGCCGAGCGGAAUUAUUUUGUUGCGCAACAAGACCAAAGUAGGGAAUUACUAUUGGCCACGAAUUAACAAGAUCUAUUACAAGGGUAGAUACUUUAUGCUGAGAGUCAGCGAGAAGAAUUCUGAAGAGAGGACUCAUGGUUUCGAGACCCCGUCAAAAGGUGCCUGUAGACACUUAUGGAAGUGUUGCCUGGAACACCAAGCAUUCUUCCGGUUGAUGGCCACGGGGCCGCCACCUUUGAGUCCGUACUCCCGUUUCCGUUCGUACAGUCCUCCAUCCGGGUUCGAGAAGCACACGCUAAUUCGUCGGAAUCCACCACCGAUUUUCCAAAGGACACCCAGCCGCAGGGCGCAGCGUCGCGUGGUCGAGGGACAAGAGAUGGUCGGAUCUUUCGUCGAGACACCCGCGACGGUCAACGCGAAUCCGAACAGCAACCCGACCCCAGGGAACGUUCUGUGCGGUGCACAAACCGUGAGACAGGCGAACAACUCGAGUCCCAGGAGUACCAGGAGCGCCCCUUGGACUCAGAGUCAACCUCGAGGUCUCUACACUUCGUCUAGUCCUCGGUCCGUCCGCUCCGCGGGAACGGCACCAGCACUCUUGAGCAGACUCCAACGGCGGAGCAGCUCUGUGGAGAGCCAAAGUUCGGGGGACAGCCACAGCCGCGGUGGUCAUCGCAGAAGAAGCCAUAGUCAUAGUCAUCGAAGGCACAGCCGUCAUUCCGAUUGCGAGUCCGAGCUUUCUAGAGGCUCGGACACCAGAUCGGGUCAUCGAAAGCAUCGCCGGAAGCAUAGAAGCUCUCGUUCGUCUAGACACGAAUUGGUGGACUCCGAGCCGCAAUGGAGGGAGGCGCAGAAGCGGAAGGGCGAAGGAGUUCAACGAGCCGUGGUGAGCCAUACGGAACCGAGAAGGCGGCACAGAAGUAGACAUCGAAGUCCCUCGCAAAAGCAACUGCCAGACGAGCUUAGGAAACACUUGGAAUUUGGGCUCGUGGAUACUACCGGGAUGAGCGAACAACAACGACGGGAGAUACCGUACACGGUGGUUCAAUCGCAAGCGGCGCAACAGUGUAACCUACAGUCUAGCAAUUCUCGAUUGGACGACGCAGAGUCGUCGUCCCUGCCUAGAACGAUCGGAUCCGCCGGGAAAAGAAACAGAAGAAUGAUACAGCAUUGUCGCGACGGGAGUUAUAACUUGCCGCCGACCCGGCCGAACCAGCUUGAGGCGAGGUACUACGACGGUAGUAGGAGCGAGUGCAAUGCGAGGAGGGACUUUUAUUAUACUCGUAACAACAGAAUAUUGAUAGGAAGUAACGUGGACAGCGGUCUCGGGGAAAGUACACCGCAGGAAUUUUCAAGCUGCUGCUCAAGUUCCGCGGACAGCGCUAAGCCUACACGUGUACCGCAAAUGCAAUUAGCGGGAGAGGUACGCUAUGAACUGUCUUCAAAUCAAGAAAUCUACCCUCCUGUCGAUACUACUCUGGACGCUGUUCUUCAGCCCAUUAUAUCAACUUUAACAAGGAGGCAACGGAACCGGCCGAAAUAAGCAUGAAGCUUUAAAAUAAAUAGAAAAUAGAUGUUCAUGCACAUAUUGUGUAUUUAAGAAAGUUUUUUAUACCUCA